UCAGUUUCCACAGCUACGGCACGGUUCCAGUCAUUCCAUUCAGUCGGCUAAAAUCAUGGCGUCCGGCAGUACGGGGAGCAGGGUGUCCUGCGGGAGAGAUUUGAAUUGUGUGCCGGAGGUCGCGGACACUUUAGCUGCGGUCGCCAAACUUGGAUUUGACUUCCUCUGCAUGCCCCUGUUCCACCCGAGGUUCAAGAGAGAGUUUGAGUUGGAACCCGCGAAAACCCGACCCGGUGCCCAUACCCGAUCAGACCUGCUGCUCUGUGGAAGAGAUUGGAAUACUCUUAUCGUUGGAAAGCUCUCUCCAUGGAUCGACGCAGAUGCAGAAAUCGAGACAGAGCGCAGAAACUCAGAGGCUGCUCUGGCACAGGAGUUAAACUUCUCAGCCUACCUGGGUCUGCCUGUCUUCAUGAUCCCUCUAAGAGGCUCUAACUGUGCCAAUCUAGCCCGUCUGCUGCUAAACCACAUCCACACUGGACACCACACCUCAAAUUUCUGGAUUCGUGUCCCGCUGAUGGCAUCAGAGGACACACGGGAAGAUCUGAUUGAGAAUGAACCGAGUACUUGCAUUGAUGACACAAGUGUUGAUGAGAAGACCUGGAGCUGGUGGCACUCAUUUAGAACCCUUUGUGAUUACAACAAGAGGAUUUGUCUUGCUAUUGAACUUGGAGCGGACAUGCCGUCAGAGGCAGUGAUUGAUAAGUGGCUCGGGGAACCUGUCAAAGCAGCCAUACUUCCCACCAGCAUCUUCCUAACGAACAAGAAGGGCUUCCCUGUUCUGUCAAAAGCCCAUCAGCGAAUAAUCUUCAGCCUUUUCAAGUUGGAGGCCCAGUUCAUCUUCACAGGCACCAGUCGCCACACUGAGAAGGACUUUCGCUCCUACCUGCAGUACCUUGAAUACCUCAACCAGAACCGACCUGCACCCAAUGCCUACGAGCUCUUCGCAAAGGGCUAUGAAGACUACUUGCAGUCUCCCCUCCAGCCACUCAUGGACAACCUGGAGUCUCAGACUUAUGAGGUGUUUGAGAAGGAUCCGAUUAAAUAUUCCCAGUACCAAAUGGCUGUAUAUAAAUGUCUGCUUGACAGAGUUCCAGAGGAGCAGAAAGACACAAACGUUCAGGUGUUGAUGGUGUUGGGAGCAGGUCGGGGUCCCCUGGUCAAUGCAUCCCUGCGUGCUGCCAGCCAGGCAGACAGGAAGCUGAAGGUGUAUGCUGUGGAGAAAAAUCCUAAUGCUGUAAUCACGCUGGAGAAUUGGCGCUUUGAGGAGUGGGGCGAUCAGGUAACAGUGGUGUCAUGUGACAUGCGGGAUUGGGCAGCACCUGAGAAAGCCGACAUCAUCGUCAGCGAGCUGCUGGGAUCGUUUGGCGACAAUGAACUUUCUCCUGAGUGCUUAGAUGGAGCGCAGCACUUUCUCAAAGAUGACGGAGUGAGCAUCCCCUGUUCCUACACAUCCUUUCUGGCCCCCCUGUCCUCCUCCAAGCUUUACAACGAAGUACGGGGCUGCAGGGAACGUGACAAGGACCCAGAGUGCCAUUUUGAGACGCCCUACGUAGUGCGGCUCCAUAACUUCCACCAGUUGGCUGAGCCCAAACCGUGCUUCACCUUCAAACACCCCACGACAGAUAUGAACAACAACCGGUAUCAGUGCCUCAAAUUCUCAGUGGGUUGUAACUCGGUGCUCCAUGGUUUUGCUGGCUACUUUGAGACCACGCUGUACAAAGAUGUCACACUCAGUAUAAAACCAGAUACACAUUCACCUGGAAUGUUCUCCUGGUUCCCCAUCCUGUUCCCCCUCAAACAACCUAUCUCCAUAUGCCGAGAUGAUGAUGUCACAGUGCGAUUUUGGCGCUGCAACAACGGGAAGAAGGUGUGGUACGAAUGGGCCGUGACCGAGCCCUCCUCCUCUGCCAUUCACAAUCCAGCAGGGCGCUCCUACACCAUUGGCCUGUGAAGAUGAUGCAUCAGCACGUCCGUCUACAGGCAUACACACACGUUUCUGUUAGACUUGGUGGCAGUUAAAGUGAAGGUUGUCCUGGUUCUUCGGGCGUACACACACGUUUCUGUUAAAGUUGGUGGCACUAAAAGUGAAGGUGUCUUGGUUCUUUUUAUAUAUACAGUUAAAACCUGGACUUGUGGUGCAAAACUCCUAUGUGCGGUCGGGGUUUUAAAAUUACCAGUGGUGGGCACUUUUAGCCAGCUAUGAAGAAGCUGAUUGGAUAAACCAGAUUUUUCAGUUUGUGUUUUUGAAGUCUGUUUUCAGCAGGCAUGGACUAUCACCUGUACACAAAGUGUAUUAUUGCUGUGAGAUUGUCUCCUUCAGAUUAGGUCAAACACCUCGCCACUGGUUUAUUUUUUAAUGUCGUCUCUUCCCCCUACUGUUCUGAACAGGUGUUGCAGACAUACAUACUCAAUCCAACAGGACCUUUGCCUUAUCAAACACAUUCCAUCCCAAUACUUAGAUGCUGAUGAAAUACCCUUCUCCUCUACACAAGAGGGGCAGAGGAAGGUUACACUAUUCAGGUCACACACCGUAUUGUUUGGGGGCCGUCUGUUCAUACCGUUUGUUAUUUUGUUUAUGUAUGUUUGAACCAUGUCAAUAAAAACAACACUGUAAUGUU
Molecule: messenger RNA, 2618 nt
Organism: Epinephelus moara (kelp grouper)
Lineage: Eukaryota; Metazoa; Chordata; Actinopteri; Perciformes; Serranidae
Gene: prmt5
Product: protein arginine methyltransferase 5
Exons: 16
Coding region: 56-1951 (631 amino acids)
Biological process (GO): peptidyl-arginine N-methylation; regulation of DNA-templated transcription
Cellular component (GO): cytosol; nucleus
Source: RefSeq, a predicted model, not a curated record